UGACACAGGGGCUGCCAGCACACACCCUCAGACCAGCUGCUGGAGUGUUGUCAUGCGGCGUCCGCUUCACACGAGGUCGAGCACAGGGAGUGAGCGAACGUGAACCGUCGACAGAUGAGGCCAGCCAGCCACGUGGUUCUCGUCCUCAUAAGUCUAGGCGGCAGGGAGGGAGGAGUCAGUCGUGAUCAAGAAGUGGGAUGGUAAACACGUCGCUGGUCCUCAACGAGCCCCCACUUAGCCACUGUCUUGCCCUGUUUGACUUGUUUGUGACAGAAGUGACAGCCGCCGCUCAGUGACACUACCAAGCCGUCCCCUCUCAUUGCUCCCUCAGUGACUCUGUGCCCCAGUGAAGUCCCCCUCAGCUACCACUGCUGACGCUGGAGACUGACACUCAGAAGCUCUCACUUGGCUGAAGGAGUAAACGAAAGACACAACCAACACGAUGAUGAGUCCUGCUCGUGACGAUGUGGGUGCCAUGGGUGGAGGCGGUGGCGGCGGCGGCGGUGGAGGAGGUGGAGGCUUCAGCGAGCGAGGCCGCCGCCCACACCGCCACCCCGGCAGCGCUGAGGUGGAGGCCGAGAUGCGCCUCUACCUGGACAAGCUGAGAGAGAUCGUACCGCACAUCCCCAAAAAUCGGAAGGUGACGCGCCUCGAACUCAUCCAGCACGUCAUCGACUACAUCUGCGACCUCCAGCACGCCCUCGAGGACCACCCCGGCCUGAAGGACGAGCCCACCGCCCGCCUCCUCACCCCUCCCACGUCGCCCCACAGCCUCCCCUUCCACGGCACCUCGCCCACCCACGGCCUCGCCAACCCCACCAUGCCCCACCAGUACCACACCCACAACCACCGCCGCCUGUCCCCAGUGUCCCCCCUCGGCGCCACCAGACAACCCCUGGGCGUCCUCUCCAUGACCAAUACCCUCCAGACCCCAACGACGAGGCGGGACGUGACCAAGACCACCAGUAGACUCAACGGUUCGAUAUCACACACUCUUCCGGGCAGCAGCUGAGUCCUGCCGCCUCCACCACCGCCACCAUCAGCGCUUCAAGCCGCCUCAGCCUCCGCCGCCGCCGCAACCACCACCACCACCACCCGCCGCUGAGGAAGGAGGGGCUUGGUGCGUGAGGCUGGUUCUCGUCGAGCGGGGCAGUGCAUGACGGAGUGCUCGCGUCCCUGGCACUGACCUAGAGUCGGUUCGGAUCAACUUGAUGGAUGAGCUUCCCCCUCCACUUCACCUACACCUUUCGAUGUACACCGCACAGCCUCCUCCUCGUCCUCCUCUUCCCCUUGAUGAAUAUGAGUGGUGGUUGUUCGCGAGGAGAUAUUAUUUCAUUGGUGGCUGGCGGGUGGAGGGGAGGGUGGGAGGUGCCUGGCCGCCAACUUGACGUGAACAGACUGUAGUGCACUGCUCGCAGCACUCCCGCCCCACGCGGCCACAGUCAUUCUACUACACAGUAUUAUUACGUGUUUCUGGAGGGCGGUCCGUUCUCGAGCCUUAACUGAACGGUCUGGUCACAAUGUACUUUUAAGUCUUAUCCUUUUUUUAAUCAUCUCAACCAUAUUCUGUACUAAUCGUUGUUACCGUUCGUUAGUUGCACUAAGAGAUUUUUUUAUGACAAGUUCUGGCAUUCUACAGGUUCAGUCAGACCGGGAUUCCCGAAGCACUUGUUUGUAUAGUUGUUGUCCUUUAUAUAUUGUAGAUGUAACGUGCAGGUCGCCUCUACGGAUGUCAGACCUGCGCUCCUUCUCUAUGUUCCUGUAUUUUCAUGUUUCCACCUUCUGGGGUCGACCUGACCACAAGUAUGUGAUCCAGGGGCCAGGAGGUGACCUAGUCUGGGCGGUGCUGGUCGCUGGGACCUCGAGCACUGCGUCAAGGGUGCUGAGCUCAGGAGCAGCAGAGCAGCAGGUGCGUCACGUCCCCGGAAAGUGUGGCCACGACACCCGAGGCUCGGCCCCAGACGCCCGCCAAUGUGACUCCAAGGUUGUCCUCCUACGGUGUGGACGACCUGAGUGUUCUUGCGCCUCAUCCGCAGCCAGCCAGUGCCUCGCUUCCCAGGGAGGGCGGAGGAGCCAUCAUCGGAGUGCUGACGCCCUGCGGAAGACGAGAGAAACCCUUCUCUUCCUGUUUCCUCCGAACAUUCACCCGUCGCGGUGCCGCAUGCUCCUUGUCCUCCUCCUCCCCUCCGUCCACCUCCCAGCUGCCGCCCCAACGCCACAUGGCCCACAACUGUCUCCUUCUGGGGUGAGGCAAAACAGCACCACAGAUGUGGCGGCUGGACGGUGACACACGGACGCCGGCUGAUUCUUCUUACCGGUUUGAGCUCACUCAAGAGCUCCUCAGGCCGCCGCACCGCCGCCCCCUACACCCGCGCCACACACGGCCUGCUGCCGCCUCCAGGCCACCACAUGGCGGUGAACAAGCACCGCCGCUAUCAUCCGGAGGCAUAUUACUUGUGCUGUUUCGUCCUCCCCCGCCCCUGAUGCACGACACAUCGGGGGCCAAUAAACCGUGGGUAAAGCUUCGCCGCGUGGCCAUAUGGCUGCCAACUGCCGUCAAGAGGUGGCGGCGGGGCGGGCAGAUGGUCCUCCCGCUGCUUGAAGUCAUCGGGCGAGGGAAGGGCGACUCGUCACGUCUUUAAAAUACUGCAUAAACACAAGCCUCACUCGGACAAGCAGCAGUUUGGCAUGCCUGAUUCAUGAAAAGCCAUACCGAUGCUAUUAUCAACACCAUCUCCGCCAUCCCUAGACGCCGUCACCGCCGUGGCAGCAGCAAGCCCUGUGAUCACCUGCUGCGGGGCUCCCAGGCACAGCAUCCCUACCUGCAUUGAGACCUUGCCUGACCUAUACCCCGCAGCGCCGUCCCUCCCCCCGUGGAUCACCGUCUCGUGACAGCCAAUCUAUUACUUCUAUCGUAUUACACCAAAGAAUACCAAUGUAUUUUUCUUAAUAUAGGAAUAAGUUGCAUUGUAAGGUACGAUUAUUAGCCAGUAUCUCAUAAAUGCAGCGAACGUCGACACCCGCACCUCGGGCCACAGCACCCGAAGCCUGGAGGAGACGCAGCAGCCGCCCACUGGCAACACGUAACACGCAGAGCCCGAGGCCUUGCCGCCGACCACUGGCUAACCAGAAGGCCUGGUGGUGGCUGCGGCGGCGGGCAGAUGCCUGGCCAGUGGCCGGCUGCAGCACCGCCUCCAGCGGCCUCGCUGGGGCGCACGUGACGCUCCCCCGUGUCGUCAGCUGCUCGGGAGUGUUGCCAUCAUCGUCAGCUGUCUGGUGGCGUCACGGCUGUCCAGAUGCCGCGUCGCUCUACACAGACGGCUGCUCUUCGAUCCAGUGUUCCGAUCGUACCCUUCCGUUUACCCGUCAGCCGUGGCUUCAUCACACGUUGGUCAUUGUCUUAACUCUUGGAUUUCACUCACAAUCGAUAACGCCCCCUGGCCCUUGCCCUUCGCCACGCCGCAGCAGGCAGGAGUGUGCCCGACCAACGCUGAUGAAGCCGCCGCCUGACGCCCCUCGGCACACUGUAGUUGUUUCAGGUUCUUCGUGUGCGCUGCUGACGUCACACGGGUGGGCCGCCACAGGUGCGUGUCCUAGUAUUACCUGUGCACUGUACUAGUCCACGUGAGCUUCAGACGGUCACAAAUAGUCACGUAACCUGAUGCUACUGAUCGCUCCCCCCCCUGCCUCUGUUAUAUGGGAGGAGGGUGUCAAGGCCGCGCCACACACAGCCUCCCGCCACGCCUCAUGUCCUGCCUCACGCCCCUCAGGCUGCCCCUCUGUAUGCGCGAGGAUCACUGAGGGAGCAGCCAAUAUAUGAGGCCGUGGCUGUAUUGAGGCUGGGAUUGUGUGCGUGUGGCGUGUGCACUUGCUGAAUGUAUGUACGUAACGUCUGGCCUGACCCGUACAUGGCCACGGCGAGUUAUGUACGUACAGCUGGCCGGCGUACAUGAGAGUAUCCGUGACCGUGAUGAAUGUACACACUAGCCCUGUUAUUUACACGAGCUUAAUUGAUAAUGUAAUACACCUAAGACUAAUGAAUGUUUGUCUGUACCUAUACACCUGACGACCGCGGGCGUCCACCUUGGCCUAAUGAAGGUAUUACACCCGCAUGAGUGGCCCCCGCCGGUCGCUUCAUUUAUGUUGGUAAUAAAAGGGUUUUGUAA
Messenger RNA from Eriocheir sinensis (Chinese mitten crab), 4166 nucleotides. Its product is annotated as one cut domain family member 2-like. The record is from RefSeq and is a predicted model, not a curated record. The transcript has 2 exons. Gene Ontology annotation, cellular component: cytoplasm; nucleus. Gene Ontology annotation, molecular function: transcription regulator activity; protein dimerization activity. Gene Ontology annotation, biological process: circadian regulation of gene expression; negative regulation of transcription by RNA polymerase II; cell differentiation. Bases 443 to 1012 code for a protein of 189 amino acids. NCBI's taxonomy places the organism in Eukaryota, Metazoa, Arthropoda, Malacostraca, Decapoda, Varunidae.